AUGGUUUUUCAAUCGAAAUCGAACAAAUUUAACAUAAAACCAUAUCAUAAUAAUAAUCAUAAGAAGAAUCUACUCGAAAAUAAAAUAAUUAGAUUUAAAGCUGUCUCACUUAAAAAGUACUUUUUUAAAUACCCAGCAACUGAACCUUUGAAGCUUUCUUUAACAUUUGAGAAUAGGCAAAACAGAACAGUAGAGAUUAUUCCUCGAUAUUCUCCAUCUGAUAUUCAAUUGGAAAACGUAUCAGUUUCUACAGACGAAGUUGUAGAUCAACUGUUUGAUAUUUCUCAUUUACCUAUUGGUGAUUACAAAUUUUAUUUUAGAGUUUACACUAAUAACAGUUAUUAUUUUGAAUCAUUUAGAAGUUUUUCAAUUGGAUAUUCACCUAAAAUCAAUGUGUCUGAUAUAGAAUUUAGUCCAUUAGAGGUUAGAGAAGACAUUGACACAAGAUUGAAUGUAUCCUUUGUUUUGUCAAUUCCGGAAAAGUCAGGAACUAACUUACAGGUAAACUUUUACUUCAAUGAUAAUCAUGGAAUUAAUUCUAAUGAAUUUGCAUAUUUCCCUCGAAUCUACAAUUAUUCAAUAAAUUUCAGUAACAUUUACUAUCUAGACAAGAAAUAUUUACUAGACGGCAUUAAUUAUGUUUACUUUUAUCCAAAACAAGGUGAUCGUUGUGGCGAGUUUGUCAAUGCUUCAUUCAAAUACAUUAUGAAGAAACCAAUUCUCAAUAUAAUUACACCUGACAAUCAAGUGUUCAAAAAGAAUGAUGAUACAAAAUUCAAUUUAGAAGAAACAAUAAAAUGCGAUUAUGAAUGUGAUAAUGUUAGCCUUUUCUAUCAAAUUGAUGAAUAUGAAGUUAAAACAAUAGUAAAGAAUAUUCCGAUGCAACCAGAUAUAGCUAUUGAAGGUAAUCAUGGUGUCGAAUUCCCUUCAGAUUUGACAGAAGGUAACAAUCAUUCUAUUAGAAUAUGGGUAACAGACGGUUUCAACAGAACGUCAAUGGUCACAAAAAACUUCUCUUAUUUAUUCGAUUAUCCCACCAUUGAAGUUUUACCAUUAUCUAAAGAUUCAUACACUGAUUUUGCUGAUGAUAUCAUCAAUGUCACAGGAUUUGUUUCACAUCCUUACCACACUGGCCAACUUUCUGUUUUUCACAGGAUUGAUGAUAAAUCAGAAAUUAGCGCGACAUCAUCACCAAUCCAAGUAGAAAGUUCAAAUGAAAAACAUCAAUUCAACUUCACAUUUCAAAUUCCAUCAAUUACUGAGGAAGGACUACACAUUAUCACAAUUUGGGCACAAGAUGAGAGAGGAGUGAAAUCAAAUAUUCAAAAUUUUAUUUUCGGAUUUGAACAUAAUUCACCUCCUGAGAUAGUUUCAUUUGAUAUUUCUCCUCUAGAAUUCUUCAAAAAUGGAUUAACUCCAAUGGAAAUCAAUGUUCGUAUUGGAGAUAUAAAUGGUGCAAAAAAUGCCGUAAUUAUGUACAAAUUUGAAGAUGGAGAAUAUAAAAAUCUAAAACCAAUUAAAAUCGAACAAUCAUCUGCAAAAACAAAAACAAUGGAAAUCUAUGUUCCGAAUUAUCUUCAUGAAGGAAAUAAUACCAUUUAUUUAAUUGUAAGUGAUGGAAACAAAAAUAGUACCGAAGUAAAUAAGACAUUCGAAUUUAAAUUCAAUCCUCCAAUUCUUAAUAUCACAACAGCUGAUAAUCAAGUACUAUGGAAGAACACAAGCAAAGAGUUUCAUUUUGUAGGAAAUCUCAAAGAUGAUGAUGCAAACGGAAAUGUUACAAUUUUCUAUCAAUUCGAUGGUGAACAACCAAAACAAGCAAAUACUUAUAAUAUUACAGACAAUAAAAUUCAUGAUAUAUCUUAUAACGCCACAUUUCCAUCAAAUUUCUCAGAAAAUAACCAUCACCGUAUAACAAUAUGGGCAAUAGACGAAACAAAUAAAAUCUCAGAAAAUUAUAUAUUACACUUUUCAUAUCUAUUUAACGAUCCAAUUCUUAAUCUCAUAUCACCAGACAAACAAGCGUUUAAAAAGAAUAUAUAG
This is a messenger RNA of Trichomonas vaginalis G3, 2043 nucleotides long. RefSeq lists its product as uncharacterized. The record is from RefSeq and is a predicted model, not a curated record. The transcript has a single exon. The coding region runs from base 1 to 2043 and encodes 680 amino acids. Lineage: Eukaryota; Parabasalia; Trichomonadida; Trichomonadidae.